Messenger RNA from Engraulis encrasicolus (European anchovy), 5192 nucleotides. RefSeq names its product VANGL planar cell polarity protein 2 (gene vangl2). NCBI's taxonomy places the organism in Eukaryota, Metazoa, Chordata, Actinopteri, Clupeiformes, Engraulidae. The transcript is spliced from 7 exons. Gene Ontology annotation, cellular component: plasma membrane. The record is from RefSeq and is a predicted model, not a curated record. Gene Ontology annotation, biological process: multicellular organism development; Wnt signaling pathway, planar cell polarity pathway; establishment of planar polarity. The coding region runs from base 182 to 1768 and encodes 528 amino acids.
CCUCUCCUGUCCCUCAGCCUCCAAGAUAGAUUCUCUCAGGAGUAAGGUGGAGUUGCUCAAGCUGCCCCUCGCCCUCUCUUCCAAGUCUCUGAGCGAGCGCAAGAGCCAGCUAGGGGGCGGAGCCGGCGGUUUGACGGGCGGAGGAGGGGGCCACAAACCCCGCCCACCUGCCCACGACAACAUGGACAACGAGUCGCAGUACUCGGGCUACUCCUACAAGUCCUCCCACUCCAGAAGCUCCCGGAAACACAGGGACCGAAGGGACAGACAUCGCUCGAAGAGCAGAGACAGCAGCAGCCGUGGAGACAAGUCAGUCACCAUCCAGGCUCCCGGAGAGCCCCUGCUGGACACAGAGUCCACCCGCGGAGAUGAGCGGGAUGACAACUGGGGCGAGACCACCACCGUGGUGACCGGCACCUCAGAGCACAGCAUCUCCAACGAGGACCUGACGCGUGCCUCCAAGGAGCUAGAGGACUCCUCCCCGCUCGAGUGCCGCCGCUUUGCCGCCCCCGUGCUGAGCGGCGCCCUGGGCCUGUUCGCCCUGCUCACCCCGCUGGCCUUCCUCCUGCUGCCCCAGCUCCUCUGGAGGGACCAGCUGGAGCCCUGUGGCGUGCCCUGCGAAGGCCUCUACGUCUCCCUGGCCUUCAAGCUGCUGGUGCUGGCGCUGUCGUCCUGGGCGCUGUUCCUCCGCCCGCAGCGCGCCACACUCCCGCGCCUCUUCGUCUUCCGCGGGCUCCUCAUGGCGCUGCUGUUCCUGUUCGUGGCGUCCUACUGGCUGUUCUACGGCGUGCGGGUGCUGGAGCCGCGCGAGCGCGACUACCGGGGCAUCGUGGGCUACGCGGCGUCGCUGGUGGACGCGCUGCUCUUCAUCCAGUACCUGGCGCUCGUGCUGCUGGAGGUGCGGCAGAUGCAGCCCGCCUUCUGCCUCAAGGUGGUGCGCACCACCGACGGCGCCAGCCGCUUCUACAACAUCGGACACCUCAGUAUUCAGCGUGCAGCGGUGUGGGUGUUGGAACAGUACUACAGUGACUUCCCAGUCUACAACCCAGCACUGCUCAACCUGCCCAAGUCCAUCCUCUCCAAGAAGAUGUCCGGCUUUAAAGUCUACUCCCUAGGUGAAGAGAACAGCACCAAUAACAGCACUGGGCAGUCGCGGGCCAUGAUUGCUGCGGCGGCCCGGAGGCGGGACAACUCUCAUAACGAGUACUACUAUGAAGAGGCCGAGAUGGAGAGACGCGUACGCAAGCGCAAAGCAAGACUGGUGGUGGCGGUGGAGGAGGCCUUCACGCACAUCAAGCGGCUGCAGGACGACGAGCCGGCCGCCUCCUCGCCCAAGCACCCGCGGGAGGUGAUGGACCCGCGCGAGGCCGCCCAGGCCAUCUUCGCGCCCAUGGCCCGCGCCAUGCAGAAGUACCUGCGCACCACGCGCCAGCAGCCCUACCACAGCAUGGAGAGCAUCAUCGCCCACCUGCAGUUCUGCAUCACACACAACAUGACACCCAAGGCGUUCCUGGAGCGCUACCUGACCACUGGCCCCACCAUGCAGUACCAGCGCGAGAGCUCCAGCAGAGGCCGCCAGUGGACGCUGGUGAGCGAGGAGCCGGUGACGUCGGCCCUGCGGCAGGGCCAAGUCUUCUCCCUGCGGCGCCUGGACUUCUCCCUGGUUGUCACUGUCACCUCCUUGCCCUUCCUCAACCUGGGCGAGGAGUUCAUCGACCCCAAGAGCCACAAGUUUGUCAUGCGGCUGCAGUCCGAGACCUCGGUUUAAGCUUCACGGGCUGAUGUGUACACAACAAAAGCAAAAUUACCAACGAAAACAACACACUUUAUGGUUGCAGUCGCAGACCUUGGCUUAAACUAAACAAACAUCAACAACACAGUUUACAGCUGCACACAGACCUCGAUUGAAGCAGAAGUGACAGCAACAACACUCUUUGCGAUGACAGACGGAGAUUCUUGGAUUAAGUAAAAGCAACAUCAACUGCAGUCAGAGACACUAGGAUUAAGCCACAACACUGUUGAUGGCUGCAGUAGCAGACCUCGCAUUUAGCGAAAGACGCAGCAAAAACACUGUAACACCAUUUGGAGACGCUAGGUUUAAACAACAACACUAACAGGAGCAUUGAAAGCAGCCGCAAAAAGGAGCAGGAAGUUGGAGGGACUGUGGGCCGGGGGUGGCUGUGGCGCGACACAUGAACAUUGACAGGAUGGUGGGGGUGGAUAAGCAAAGGGUGAGAGACAGAAAACGGAGAAAUGGGGAAAAAAAGUGAGAACCGGGUGGGUGUGAAGAAACGAUGGAAAGGAAAAUAAAACAAAAAACUGGAGUGGAUACAGAGGGUUCGAACCACUCAUCAACUUUGGGUUUUUGCACCAACAAUGUGUUUCGUCUAUUGGUUUUUAAGUUCAGUCUUUCCUUUUUCUUCCAGUCUCCCUUAUUAUUUUCUGGAAGAGCCCGUUUUUGUAUUUUUCAUGUCUCCACCGUCUGUGGAAUACUUUGUGUUGGCUCACACCAUGGCUCCAUACGUGUCUUCAGUUCGGUUAAAAAUGUAUCUGAAAUGACACAAAAAUCUGAGUUGUUUGAAGUGCAUCUUAUUUCCAGUGGCGGACAUCACUGUUAACUUUUCAGCACUCACACAAGCGGUUAAUGGGACACAAACAACAAAAUCCACAAAGCACACUGAAAACGACAAGAAAGCCGGACUUGGAUCUGUUUUUCUUCUUCUUCUUCUUCUUCUCCAGUUCCUCAAGUGUCAUGGAUCAUUCCUUCGAAAUGUCCUGAUUUCCAAGACCAGUGCCAUAUGACACUUAUUGGACCAAUUCCACUACCGUUUUUUUGUCAAAACACUACCUUGAAACUGUGAAUACUUCUUUUCUUUCCCCAUAAUCUGGUAAGACUUAUGGUCGGUCCACUCCAAUUAAAGAGUUUCAGGUCAUCGGUGCAUGGCAUGUUGUUUUUUUCCUGAUUGUAUUAUGUUUUUGUUUUAAUUAUUCCAGUCGUAUCUUCAAUCACCUCAUUCCUUUAACACUGACCAAUGAAUUGGAGCAAUCAAAGGACACUACAAAUGACUCGGUCAAAAAGCUGUGUGUCUUGGCUUGUUCUCGUCACUGUCUGGUUAGUGGCCGGCUUUAAACAAUGCAUUCUGGACGUGCAAAUGGUGACGCAUUUGCGCAGUAUCAUCUGAAUGUCGAAGAAUGCACGAACCAUACACAAGUGCAGGUGCACUUUUGGACCAAAAACUUUAAAAACUUAACACUUUCAACUCAGUUCAGAAUAUAACACCUAUUUCAAGUCCACAAUGUAUUGGUUUAAGUCAACCACUCACAAAACGGAUGAAUUUAAGCGAGCCCAAUCUCUCUCUCUCUCUCUCUCUCUCUCUCUCUCUCUCUCUCUCUCUCUCUCUCUCUCUCUCUCUCUCUCUCUCUCACACCAACAUGGCUGUCAACACUGUUUGCACCCUCUCUGCUCGUGUUUCCUCUUCGCCCUUUGCAGUGGGGAGCGAGGCUUGAAUGUCUUGCAGCAUCGCGUCUGUACUACUUGUUCUCUUGUGUCGCUGUGUGGACAUUUUUUAUUAUAUCUUUGCUAACUGAUUGUGCAACUUUUGUUGUUGUUUGUAUUUUUUUCCCUGAGAUGUUCUGGGCUGUUUUCUUUUUUUAGUCUUUUGCCUGUACAUGAGUAGUGUGUAUAAGUAUCAUGACAUCACUGAAAAUGGUCCCUGACCGCUGCACCCCCCCAACUUCCUCUUUUAUUAUAAUUUUUCCAUUUUUUUAACCAGGUGAUGUGACACUAUGCACUAUGGAUUUGCUUGUUGUGAAAGACUGACGGAGAUCACCAGAUGUCAUAUAUAUGAGCUUAUGUGUAACAUCCUUUUUGCCUCCCAGAUGCUGCAACAGGCAAAAACAAAUGAGUGAGGAAAAAUAACACGAAUGAGUGAUCCAUCCGUGUAGGAGUGGGGUGGGUGUGUGGCGUAAGUGGGUGGCGUAACUGUGGACUUGAUGGAAAUAGUGAUGAUUUUGGCCUAUCUGGCCUGAAAGAAAAAAAAAAGUACAUUGAAUGACUUUCAUUCAUUUCACUGCGUGAAUGCGUACUGCGUCGUGGGUGUGGGAGAGUGGCGAAUGGGUAGACUAUGAAUGAGUACUGGUGAUUUAAUUGUGUUUGUGAGAACUGCCAAAAAAAACCUCUAGUUUUUCCCUGCCAGUGUGUCGCAGUGACCAGUGUCAUCCAUAUUGAUGACACAACAUGACACCCUUCACUGUGCUAUCUCCCCUUCCCCCCACAGACACAGACAUGGACAAAUACGUGUGCACAUAUCACGUUAUGUAGCAGUGUGUACGUUCUUAAUUUAGCCGAUGGGUUGGGUGUUGAAUUCAAGGAAGUUUUGCUGUCAUGAUGAUUGACAACAAACCUCACUCUGGGGCUCUAAUGGCAUAACUUCAGGGUUAACAUCAACUGAAGUUAGACAACUGGAUAAAACUAUGAACACUGACAACAACAACAAAAAAACUGAAAGGAUGAUUGUGAUUGGAGAUGUGAUUUACAUGACAAACAAAUGUAGCUGGAAUGAUCUUUUGGCCUUUAACUGUUUACUUUAUAUUGUAUUGUUUUCUGAAUGCACUGCAAGGUGUGCAUUUUUCUGCCUUAACAUUGAUAGGAACCAAGAGUUGUCCUCUUGGCUUCUUCUUUCAUAUUGGAGCAGUUGUAACGAACAGGAAUGCACUGUUUGGCAGCUCUGAGACACUGUAGUUCCUCCUUCCCCGCUUCCCUUGCGAUCUUCCUUUUUGUACAUAGCCUUUGACUUGUUUCUUUUUUAUAUACCUAAAAAGGCUGGAUCAGUUUUAUAUUAUGGUCAUGUAGUGUUUUCAGAAGAAAAAAAAAUCUGAACUUUGAGCAUUGGAAAAAGUAAUGUGCAGAGAAUUAAAAACAAACUCGCAAUGUCAUUCUCAUAUGCAUGUGGAUAGUUGAUGAAGUUUUGUAAUUUUGGUAUUUGUUGCCUCAUUUUUAUCAAUCUGAUGUCUUAAAUGAAGCUAAGCCUUUAACAUCUCUGUUUCUUUUAAAGUACAAAAAACAUGGUGUGUUGUAAAGAGAUUUGUAGAUUUUCUUUUUAUUGUGUGAGGAUUUUCUUUUUUUAUCAUUUGAUAAUUUUAGGACUAAAAUUGUUCAGUAACGCCUUUUUAAUAAAUGAUUCUCAUCAUGG